AGUCUCUGCAGUGCAUUUGCCCGGCUGCAGUGGCGCAGGCUUUCACAUCAUCUCCCCCCGGUCUCUUAUGUUUGGAAACCGAGCUCUAUCGACAUGAACUCGCUCUCAUCGCCGACCAAGACGCCUGUUUGCGCAAAAGUGAUCUUUAAUUCUCUUUUAGUUAAAUGAACCUAACCGCGCCGGCCAAUGUAGCCGUCUAGUGCUCAGUUCUGCCCGUUCGGAGCGUUUUGUUUGCUGGAUUGUUUUCUGCUUUAAUACAUUCACCUUCGGAUUGGCCAAAAGCAUCUCCACAUCAGUCGGAUCAAAGAAGAGAUUCGACUUUUUUUCAUCCGGGAGCGGGGGAUAAUAUGUCAAGACGCAAACAGACCAACCCUUUCAAAGUGAAUUGUAGGUAUCCCAGGGCCUUUUCACACGACUGGGUUGUCCGGCCCGCAGCACACUUUUAAGAUGGAUGCUAGAGAUUACUUCAUUGAGGACGGGGAAUGCCAUAGCAACAACUCACAGGAACCUGAAGAGCAAGACAGCACAAGUGACGAUGGUGAUAGUGAUUUUGAUAAAGAUGACUCCUCAAAUGCCUCUGCUGAUGACAGCAUGACGAGUAAUAAGAGCAACCACGGCCCCAUACUACAUGAUGACGUCAAGGAGGAGAAUGAGGAGGGGACAGACCAGGGGAGCAGUUUUGGAUGUCCUCUUUGUUCCCUGGAGUUCAAUAGCCCAGAUCAGCUCAUCGCACACGUCUACCAGCACACAGCUGUGGGUGGCAGUAAGAGUUAUGUCUGUCCUGUUUGCGGAAGAGCUCUCAGUUCCCCAGGCUCUCUUGGUCGCCAUCUUCUCAUCCAUUCAGAGGACCGACUGUCCAACUGUGCCGUAUGUGGGGCUCACUUCACAGACACCAACAACUUUAACAGGGAAAAGUUGAAGGAGUUCCUCGACACAAGCAGUAUAGAGAUCAACAGUGAUGGUGAGGCCUGUGCCAUGUCUGACUCUUUACCCAGAAGCACUAUGACUAACCCAAACACAAGUCCUGGUCUGACCUCAUUGCCAGAUGGUCUUCUCCCUUCUGCACCUCCUCUUCACUCACUCUCUGAUAGCCUUAAUCCUCCAAACACAGGACUUCCGCCUCUUCCAGACCUCAUGAACCCUAUGCCAGUGUGCCCAGCUGGGGUUUUGUUGGUCUGCAACAGCUGUGUAGCCUACCAGCAGCUUGUGGAUGCCCAGUCGCCAUCCAUGCGGAAAUGGGCGGUCCGUAGGAAGAGCGAACCCGUAGGGGUGCGGAUGCAGCGGCUUGAACGUGAGCGAACGGCCAAGAAGACCAAGCGGGCAUGUGAGUCACCAGAGGAGCGGGAGAUGCGACGCUUACGAGACCGUGAGGCAAAGCGGCUGCAAAGGAUGCAGGAGACAGAUGAACAACGGGCACGUCGUCUGCAGCGAGACCGGGAGGCCAUGCGACUCAAGCGGGCCAACGAGACGCCCGAGAAGAGGCAGGCGCGGCUAAUCCGUGAGAGGGAGGCCAAGAGGCUAAAGCGGCGCUUGGAGAAGAUCGACCCAUCGCUGAGAAACCAGAUCGAGCAUGACCCUGCUGCGAUGGCUGCGCUCACUGCUGAUAUGAGUCUAUUCCAGUUUUCCUUUCCCAUGUCUGUCCCUUCCGUGGACAAUGGACUGUUUAUGAAGCUUCCCUAACAAGCACAGCUCCAAACACCUCUCAGCCCAACAUUCGAGAAGAAUUUGCCAUUCUUAAAGAAUAACUAUCUUGAACAUAACUGUGAUGAGAAGGUUAUGGUCUUGCAGAUUCAAGGAGGUGCUCACCCUGACAGCGAUUUGCAGUGAUGUAGGCACCAGAUGUCUUUCAUUUUCAAAGAGAGAUUUGAGGCGACAUGAUAGACCAUGAGUUGCAGCAACACACAUGGAGACUACCAAAUGGAGUGUAGACAGCGAAGUUCACAUGUUCCGCUUCCUAAUACACUUGGAUAUUGCAGUUGAGGACAGAAGUGGUUCUACAGGAUAGACAAGACAGGCAAUUGCUUAGAACCCCUAAGGGUGACAGAUUAGAGUAGUCAAUAGCAAGAAGAAAUAAACUUCCUGAAAACUAGAGCUCGGCAAUGUUUAGUAGGCUACAAUGACAUAUUCGAGGAUCUCUCUAGGAGGCUGCAUCCCUUUAACUACAAUCUCAGUCAAAAAAUCAAAAGAAGAGCAGGCAUCAUGCAGAUAAUAUUCCCAUCUGGUAGUCAGAAGAGGAAAGAGGAGUCUGCUGCACCAGAAUCCCUUACAAUCACAACCAGUCAAGUAGGAACACCUACUAGCAACCAACAGCACGUCGACUUGCCGACCUCCAGUGAUUUAAUUGCUGUCAGUGUGAACAACCCUUUAUGGAUCUCUGUAACAUAAACUGACUUACAUAAUUAACUGAACUUGAAUAAGAAAUUCCGACAUUCACAGAAGGGCAAACAUGUUACACUCUCUUACCUAAGGAAACUUGUCUACUUUGUUUUCAAGGCUCAGACUUUUAGCCGUCUUUCUUCAGAGCAGUGAGAUUCUUCCAGAAGGAGGUUCUCGGUUUGCACACGGACCUACAGUGACAGGAGUGAGACGUGUAGCCACACUCCACACUCAGCCUACUCUUCAAAUUUGCCAGUCUGAAAGGUUGAAGUUUACCUGCAACUAUGGCUCACCUCCCAGGACCCUAGAUUGGGUCACUACUAGCUCAUACUCACAGAAGCAACUACCUCACCAUGGGAUCCUUGCAUAGGAACCACAGGGACCAUGCAGGUCCACACACUGACUUACUGUUCCCUAUGCCAACACAUACUCUAGUCCAAGGGUGUCCAACCCUGCUCCUGGAGGGUUCAUCCUCCAGAGUUCACCCCUGAACCAUCUAAUCAAGGUAUUCAGGGUUACUUGAAACCCCCAGACUGGUUGUGUGUUGGAGCAAAUUGGAGCUAAACUCUCCAUGAUGGGGGCUGUCCUAAACCAGGAUUGGACACCCCUGGUAUUAUCAUUCCUCUACAUGUUCGCCGAAACGACAACACCUUAUUUAAAUGCUGUUUGAGUGCCGCUGACCCAAAUGCUGAAAUCUACAUGGGCUUGCAGUCUCGUGGUCUUUGCUUAUGCAGUUUUAUGUUCAAAAGACCAUAAGGUGCCCUACUUGUCACAAAUUACAAGGAUGGCACCCUCAGUGCACCCUUUAGUUGAGCCUGGUGCGGACUUUGGAAACGGACUGCUACCCAAGAGUUUAUGCGGCUUUAUAUCACUUAAGUGUGGACUUCAAGAAGGACUUCAAGGGCUGAGGGUGCCAUUUGGGACAAGGCCUCUUGUGGCGACUUUGUCCUUUUUUAAAAGAGAAAGGUGCGGAUGUACUGUUAAAUACUAAAAGUAUCUGUUUCAAAGCACAUUCAGACACACUUCUCUGACCUCCGAAAGGCUUUAUACCUUAUCACAAUGCUACACGGGUUGAUAUUUGUCUAGGAACUCAGGGAUGGUGUGGAUCACCGGCAUCCUCACGACCUGAGAAUGCAGAGGAGCAGGAGACCUCCUCUUCCUCAUUCUUCAUUAUUAUUCCUCUUGUUCAGACUGCAAACUCCUCACCUGAGCCAAAAUGUCGAUAUGGAUAUUACACAACUCCAUGACGUCUCAACUAACCAACCAGUCUCUGCCCUCUGCUGCUGUCACUGUACUGUAUAACGUGUAUGUUACCUCUUUAAACCAGUGCGGACCCGCACUGGACCUGGGAAUGCUUGUUGUUAAUGGUGAGGCACUUCUCUAUGGCAACAUGCAUAGUGUACAAAUUCAAAUUGUUGCCUUUGUCACUGGAAAGUUGUGCUUUGGUUUUAUAUUUAAUGAUUUAAAUGAAUUUGUGUGCUAUUUCUAUGAGAUGUGCAAUGAUGUAAAGGUUUAGCAAAUGCAUGUACAAUGAAACAAUCAGGACAAAAACUUCCAGAGAGAAAUCCCUCCUAUAUGAAGCAGUGAUGAUGCUGCAUAUGUAAAAAUUUAAAUGACAAGGUAAAGACACAUUCACAUUUCACACUAAUUAAAAGGUGAAGUGUGUAAUUUCUGCGCAAUAUCUGAUUGCAAAGGCAGAUGCCAAAAUAACACUUGCAUCCCAAACACUGCCCCCUGUCUUCCACCAUUCACCAAACAGGUACUCCCACCAAAAAAAUUCAAACCAGUUCAGAAGUUGACAUGUUAGAACGCCCAACAAACAAAGCAUAAGCACCGCAGUGUUUAUGGUAGUGGUUCUUAAACUUUUUGGGUUAACCACGUCAAGAGUAAAACAACAAAAGCAGACCAGCAAAUUUCAUUUUAGGGUCUCAUCCAAUGCCCUUUUCACCGAUUCUGUCUUGAGCCACAGUUCUAUAAAUUUUCCAGAAGGCUGUUUUGUUCUUAUUUUAUAGAAAUGAAUGCUUCUUUUAGCUAAUAAACCAAUGAGCCGACUGCAAGCUAAUUGGACCAAACGCUUACGUACAUUGACAUAUAAAGACAGAUAACAAAACACUUUUGUUAAUUAGUUGGUUUGUUCAAUGUUGGUGCUUAUGUUAUUUAUUUACGUCUUUUUUAUUGACUAAACUCGCAAACCAGUUUGAGAACCACUCUGCAUGUAAAGUUGGGAGAACAUUACACACGUAACCUUGAAAACUAACUCACUGCUCAGUGUGUCAUAUUGGGCGGAAGGGUCAGUCAUGUUAAAACGGACCACUGUACAUCUGUAAGUACCUCUUGAAAACAGGGUAGACUGUGUGUGUGUAUCAUAUGUAUGUCUUGUAUUUCAUUCCAAUACUUAUUACUACAGUGAAUGACGCACAUUUCAGUGUUUUAAAUUCACAAUGUUGUCAUUACCUUCUUUAGAGAUACCUCUAAUACUCAAAGCGAAGCAGCUGAGCUUUCCCGCACAGUUGAAGGCAACUGGAUAAUGGUCCCACGUUUAUGCUGUCAUGAAGUAUUAAUGAUGGGCUUCUUAAGAAAAAGAAAGGAUUUAAUGUACAUGUGAUGAAGCAUCACUAUGCAAUUGAGAGCUGUACUCAAGAAACUUUGUAUUACUACUAUGCAGUUGAUAUGAAAGUAAAUGGACUCAAAUGCUCCAGAUCACAAACCUCAGGCAACUCUUGACAGUCAAGCCAAUGGUCCUCAAGUCCAUAACCUCACCCACGAGAUCCAUCCUUAGCUUUGUUUUCAGUUACUCCAUUGAUAAGGACCGAGUUGAUCUUGAUGUAUGCACAUUCAGGAAGAGCAAUGCAAUUUUUACGAUCAAUUCCCUGAAAUUCAUUAUAAAGCAGUUAUUUUGUACAGUAGCAUCAAAGUUGUGAAAACCCAUCCUGAUGCAAUGAAAAAAAAUCAAAUGAUUCGCUGUAGUCCAGAACGAGAUGUUGGCAGGAUGCAUUGUCUAUUUUGAAGGAAAAAAUAUAUAUAAAAGAGUAUUUUCAAACAUUAACCCUGUUUAGUCUGCAUUAUUCCUAAACUAGUAUUUUUAGUGGUAUGCACUGCCAUGUGACAUGUUAUGUAUUAAACAACCAUUUUCUUUUACAUGUCUGUGCAUGUAAGUCAGUAAACCCCUGGAAAUGGAACUUGCAUGUUAUAAAAUACAUGUUCUAAAUGCAUUUAUAUACGAGCUUUUCAUUAAGGAUUGGAGUUCAGUAAUGACUUGCCUUUUUGUCAGUCUAUCUAGAUAUUUUCAUGAUAAUGUUUACAAAUCUAAAAGGCCAAAAUGAAUGAAACUUAAUGAGUGUGACUAGAAUAACACUGAUCAC
Messenger RNA from Sinocyclocheilus anshuiensis, 5738 nucleotides. RefSeq names its product zinc finger protein 821-like. Gene Ontology annotation, biological process: regulation of transcription by RNA polymerase II. Gene Ontology annotation, molecular function: DNA-binding transcription activator activity, RNA polymerase II-specific; RNA polymerase II cis-regulatory region sequence-specific DNA binding. Gene Ontology annotation, cellular component: nucleus. The coding region runs from base 448 to 1680 and encodes 410 amino acids. The record is from RefSeq and is a predicted model, not a curated record. Lineage: Eukaryota; Metazoa; Chordata; Actinopteri; Cypriniformes; Cyprinidae. The transcript is spliced from 6 exons.